AAGACAACGCGGAAGUAAAACUUCGAGCGGGUUUGUUUUGUUCUUGCCCACCAUUCUUUCCUCGUAGACGAAGCCAUAGUAGCUGAAUACCCAACUCUCAGUCCACUGCAACAUGUCUAAACUACAGUCGUUUCGUGUGUUUUUAAAUGAGCGUUUAACAGCGGCAGCUGUGGAGAUUUUCGGGGCAGUUGAGCAAACGGUAGUGGACUACCAGGAGGAGAAUGAUCGACUACGGAGACUGCUGCGGGUCACACCGGAGAUAAAACGAUGCAGAAUAGACUCCCUGCAACUCUCUCUCGCUGUCUCUGAAGAGGAGGUUCUCCCUGAGCAGCAGCACUGUGAGCAGGAGUGGAGCCCCAGUCUGGGGCAGGAGAACCCAGAACUUCCACAGAUUAAAGAGGAACAGGAGGAACUCAGGACCAGUCAGGAAGAAGAGCAGCUUCAAGGUCUGGAGGCUGAUAUCAUAGAGUUCAAAUUCACUCCUUCCUGUGUGAAAAGUGAAUGUGAUCAGGAGGACCCACUUCAGCCCUUCACUUCUCCCCAAACCCAGACUGUGGAGAACAGAGAGAGUGACCCUAAACAAGUGGAUCUCACACCUUUUGUUACUGUGACCCACCUUAAGGGUCUCUACAUUCCCUGUGACCCUCCAGAUAAUCACAACAAUGCCUCCAGCCAACUCUCAGCUGUCAGCAGUGACCCAGUAGGACUUGACAGCAGCCCACCGAUGGAUCCCAACCCACCAUUGGUUCCCAGCUCACCAUUGGAUCCAAACCCAUCAAUAGGUGAACACUGUUCCAAACCCAGCACCACGCUUAGAAAAACUCACCACUGCCGUGACUGUGGUGAAAUAUUUGCUCUGAAAGCUGACCUGAAGAGGCAUGUGACUCUUGCCAUGCAGAGACCCAGUGAAUGCCGCGUCUGUAAAAAAUGCUACAACUCCAGCUGUAAACUGAAGGCCCAUGUCCGACUCUGUCGCGGUAGGAAACCCUGCACCAGCCCUGUUUGUAGCAAGACCUUCAAACUCAAAGCAGAUCUGUCCAAGCACAUGAGGAUUCACACAGGGGAGAAAUCAUUUAGUUGUGGUUACUGUGGGAAGCGCUUCAAUCGCAAGGGGAACCUUACUGAUCAUAUUCCUGUUCACACAGGAGAGAAAGCAUUUAGCUGUGCUGACUGCGGAAAAAGAUUCAGUCAGAAGGGGACCCUACGGAAGCAUAGACUGACUCACACAGGAGAGAAACAAUUUAUCUGUGGAGACUGUGGAAAAAGCUUCUAUCAGAAGGGGGACCUAAGUAGGCAUAUACGGACUCACACAGGAGAGAAACUUUUUAUCUGUGGUGACUGUGGGAAAAGCUUCAAUUUGAAGGGGAACCUAAAGAAGCAUGAACUGACUCACACAGAAGAUAAACCAUUUAGCUGUGAUGACUGUGGGAAAAGUUUCAAUCACAAGUCUAACUUACUGAUGCAUGUUAAAAACAUUCACAAAGGAGGAAAACCGGAUGAAAUCUUAAAGAACUGUUUAGUCACAAAAUUAGAAUAAAAAGGCAGGAUGUGGACCACACUCUGAGUACACGCUCAUAGACUCACAUCUAUUGGUUGGUGGAGGACGAUACAAUGAUACCUCUCCUAGGGACCUGCUCUCCAUGCUUCAUGAUUACAGUUCCUCUGGUCUCUGAUCUAUUCUAUUGGUAACCUGCUGUUUCUCUCCACAGUACUCUCUGGUCUACAUGGAGGGCCUAGCUACUUUACAUCUGUCUGGAGGGAGAGCUAGAGGUCACAGAAUGAGGCUUCUAGUCUCAGCACUUUCCAAGGCUUUUUAGAGGAAAAUACCUUUUCAGGUCAUGUCACAAGUGCCUUCUCCUCUGACAGUGUCACAGCUAACCCAUUUGUAAAAUGUAUGCCCUUUAGAUAAAAUCUCCUGCUAAAUGGCAUAUACAAUGUAGUCUGAACUGAUUGACGUCCUUGAUAAAUAUGAGCAAUCAUGACUGUAUAAAAUAAAUAAUUCAAAUGCUGAGCUAUUUUGUAUGCUUAAAAGAAUUGGGAAAGUAUAUUAUUUUAUAUGAAUACAAAUGCUCAUAGAAAUAAUACUUUUUUUUCUCUCAAAAGAGUAGUGGUAAAGGAGAGUAGUGGUAAAGGAGAGUAGUGGUAAAGGAGAGUAGUGGUAAAGGAGAGUAGUGGUAAAGGAGAGUAGUGGUAAAGGAGAGUAGUGGUAAAGGAGAGUAGUGGUAAAGGCGAGUAGUGGUAAAGGAGAGUAGUGGUAAAGGAGAGUAGUGGUAAAGACGAGUAGUGGUAAAGGAGAGUAGUGGUAAAGGAGAGUAGUGGUAAAGGCGAGUAGUGGUAAAGACGAGUAGUGGUAAAGGAGAGUAGUGGUAAAGGAGAGUAGUGGUAAAGGAGAGUAGUGGUAAAGGAGAGUAGUGGUAAAGGAGAGUAGUGGUAAAGGAGAGUAGUGGUAAAGGAGAGUAGUGGUAAAGGAGAGUAGUGGUAAAGACGAGUAGUGGUAAAGACGAGUAGUGGUAAAGACGAGUAGUGGUAAAGGAGAGUAGUGGUAAAGGCGAGUAGUGGUAAAGACGAGUAGUGGUAAAGGAGAGUAGUGGUAAAGGAGAGUAGUGGUAAAGGAGAGUAGUGGUAAAGGAGAGUAGUGGUAAAGGAGAGUAGUGGUAAAGGAGAGUAGUGGUAAAGGAGAGUAGUGGUAAAGGAGAGUAGUGGUAAACAUUGACACCCCUGAAGAUUCUAAUAAAUAAAGUAGAGGAAAUACUACAUGGAGCCUGUGACUCUAUGAACUCUACAAAAGUUUGUUUUGGUUUCAGAUUAUUUUGUGUCCAGUAGAAAUGAAUGAUAAAUAAUGUAUUGUCAUUUUGGAGUCAGUUUUAUUGCAAUAAGAAUACCUUUUGGGGGAAAAUUGUAUAAAAUAAUACCUUUAUAGCUCAGUAUUUGAAUGAUUUAUUUUAUACAUUAUUGUUAAUCUUUAUCAAAGAUAAUUUGAUAAUCAAUUAUUUUAGAUCCCACUGUAUUAUGAAUUCAGUGGCGACACUUCUGCUUUCCUACCACUAGAUGGCACUGUUUAAGAUGUCUCCCCACUAGAUCUAUUACACUAACGUGGAUCCUUUCAGUAGGCUACAACAACAUGAGAAGUGAGAAUGUCAAUUGUAUAUUUCAUCCCUCUCUUUCCUUCCCUGUGUGUGUGUGUGUGUGUGUCUCGCUCUCUCAGCCAGACUUAAAGGUCGAGACUGAGUCUGCGUCUCUCACAUGGAUAGGCA
Molecule: messenger RNA, 3254 nt
Organism: Salvelinus namaycush (lake trout)
Lineage: Eukaryota; Metazoa; Chordata; Actinopteri; Salmoniformes; Salmonidae
Product: zinc finger protein 629-like
Exons: 2
Coding region: 113-1537 (474 amino acids)
Biological process (GO): regulation of transcription by RNA polymerase II
Cellular component (GO): nucleus
Molecular function (GO): DNA-binding transcription activator activity, RNA polymerase II-specific; RNA polymerase II cis-regulatory region sequence-specific DNA binding; metal ion binding
Source: RefSeq, a predicted model, not a curated record